CGCCCUCAGAGUCAAUGGACCGCCGGUGCGUCCCAUCACCGACUGCUCACAAAUUGAUCCCUUAAGACAAACACAUGACGUGUUUUUCGCCAGUUUUGGUCAAACGCCGGACCAGAACUUCACGAAAAUGGCCGCAAAUUACCAGAGCAUCGAUUGGUUUUACCACUCGUCGCACACAUGCCAUCCGUUUGGUGAUGGCAUUUAUGUCAUGAAAUCCAAUAACUUCCACAAGAGAUUUGAUGAGAGCGAAUCUGAUUUAGAGGAUUGGAUUAAAAUUGAGAGGUUUGGCCAAUUCGCUUAUGGCGGCGACAGGUUCUGGAACCGAAUGCACCGAAUGUCUUACGACACCAUCACUUCCUUCGUUAGUAUGUAUUACGGAAACCCUGUCCUAACGAUCCUCCUGUUUGGCAUUCCCGCCGGUUUUCUCUCAAUCAUUAUAUACACGACCUGUUUCUCCGAUAUUCUCGACGCCAAAGACGAAGACAUUGAUGAGAACGAAGAGGACGACGCCAAUUAUCACGAAAAAGAGGAUUAACCCACAAAUUGGAGUAUUUUUGUUAUUACCGUAAUUUACUGU
Messenger RNA from Oppiella nova, 577 nucleotides. Lineage: Eukaryota; Metazoa; Arthropoda; Arachnida; Sarcoptiformes; Oppiidae. The record is from the annotation of a GenBank genome assembly.